AUGAGUUUCGAAAACAAAGUGGUAAUUGUUACUGGUGCUAGUUCAGGCAUCGGGGCAUCAACCGCCGUCCUAUUCUCUAAGGAGAAAGCUAACGUAGUCCUAGUUGGAAGGAACGAGACGAAAUUAAAUGAAGUAGCUGCGCUUUGUGUUACCAAGAGACUUAUCAUCAAAGCUGAUGUUUCCAAUGAGGCAGAUGUUAAGAACAUCGUCGAACAAACCGUGAAAGAGUUUGGUAGAAUUGAUGUACUAGUCAACAAUGCUGGAUUUGUCCGAUAUGGGAGUGUUGGUAUGGGCAACAUCUUGAGCGCUUAUGACGAAGUGAUGGCAACCAAUGUACGUGCUGUUUUACAUCUAACCUCACUCUGUGUUGACCAUUUAAUAGAGAGCAAAGGUAACAUUGUAAAUAUUUCCAGCAUCGGUGGUCAAAUACCACCAACUAAGCCAUUAUUGAUGCCUUAUUGUAUAUCUAAAGCGGCAUUGAAUUUUAUAACACAAUCAAUUGCUUUGGAACUUGGAGAACACGGUGUCAGAGUAAAUGCUGUUAGUCCAGGACCAGUUGUGACGAAUUUCCUCAAAAACUCUGGAAUACCGGAGACGACUUUUACUUGGAAGGAUUUCGAGUCUGGCACACUUUUGAAGCGAAUAGGCGAGCCAGAAGAGAUAGCUGAUCUAAUCAUGUUCCUCGCGAGUGACAAAGCGAAGAGUAUCACGGGGUCCAACUAUAUCUCAGACAAUGGAUAUCUAUUGAACCGUUAA
Molecule: messenger RNA, 756 nt
Organism: Papilio polytes (common Mormon)
Lineage: Eukaryota; Metazoa; Arthropoda; Insecta; Lepidoptera; Papilionidae
Exons: 1
Coding region: 1-756 (251 amino acids)
Source: RefSeq, a predicted model, not a curated record